AGAUGGUCGUAUUUUAGGAGUGGGAACGAACAUCAACAUUGUAUUCGCCAAUCAGUAGCCACAGUAAUUUGUUUGAUGAAGAUUUAUUUUUGUUGGUUAGUAUCAAUGAGAUGAUAUCGGAGGCAGGUUUAUAUAUUACAAUGAGCAAUAUUAUACCUGAUGAGAUCGAAGACAGAAAUCGAUGUGUUUAUUGUCCAUUAAGUAUCAAUAUUGCACUUAAUUGAAAUAAUAGGUAGUUCUGGUGUGUAUACGGUAAACGACUUGCAGAUUACUAAUUUUACAGUUAACUUAAUUUUUGACGAAUUACUUAUUAUAAAAUUGGAGGAAGCUCGUUCUUAAGUUCUUUAUUUAAUACAUUACUUAAUUAUCAAACAAUUAAAUUAAUGGAGAAGUAGUUAGAGGAAGACGUCAUACAGUUUGUCUAAUAUUCAAUUUAUAGACAAAGUAAGUAACAACAAAGUGGACUUGGGAGAUCCUAAAUAAACAUACACAUAGUUUGUCGUUGUUUGUGAAGGGCUAUGAACAAUACCAGUAACACAAACGCUAACAUGACGAAUACAAGUUUGGAUAUUCCAGCAUACUUGACUAUACAUUUAGGAGACAGGUACGUUAGUACCGUACAGUUAAUAGUCCUGAAUGUUAUAUAUAUUGGAAUAUUUUUAUCCGGAUCUAUUGGAAAUAUAUGUACAUGCAUUGUGAUAGCACGAAAUCGGAACAUGCAUACAGCAACAAAUUACUACUUAGUGAGCUUGGCCAUUGCUGAUCUAUUGACAUUGGCGAUAGCAUGGCCGCCGGAAUUGUACAGUAUUUGGGAAGCUUAUCCAUUUCGUUUUGGUGGUGAAUUUUGUAUUCUCAAAUCUUACAUUCAAGAAGGGACUGCAUAUGCUUCAGUUUUGACAAUCACAGCAUUCACAGUUGAGCGCUAUGUGGCAAUAUGUCAUCCAAUGAGAUUUCAAGGAUUUUCAAAUCUUUCAAGGUCAAUCAAAGUCAUUAUAGCGGUAUGGGUGGCUUCUUUUAGUUACGCUCUACCGUACGCACUUUAUGGAAAACAGUUUUAUUACGUACAAGAUCCAAAUACAAAUGAGCCACUUGAGGAUUCGCUCGUUUGUAGCAUUCCAUUUGAAUAUAUAGAUAUGAUGAAGAUAAUGUUUCAGGUUUCAUCUUUUGCAUUCUUUUUUCUUCCAAUGACAAUAAUACUUGUAAUGUACAUUCUAAUCGGAAUAACUCUGUAUAAUUCAGACAUGAUUGGGGAUAAUAAAAGUUUUUCAAGGUCAAGUAAAACGAGCGCAGCUUCAAAUUCUCUAGGACAACGAAAUAGUAACCAUGUAUACGACCCAACCAAAGCACGAAAGUCUGUUCUGAAAAUGCUUGUUGCCGUUGUAAUAGCUUUCUUUUUGUGUUGGGCACCGUUCCAUUCACAAAGGCUUAUGACAUUGUAUAUUACCGAGUGGACACCAGAGCUACAUACCAUACAAACAACGCUAUUUUAUAUAUCUGGAGUUCUGUAUUUCGUCAGCUCAACGGUUAAUCCUAUAUUGUAUAAUUUAAUGUCCAAGAAAUUCAGACAAGCGUCAAAGAAGACAUUGUGUAAAUGUUGUUUUAAAAAAGAGUUCAGCUCAAAAGCAAGUCUUUUUGGUAAUGGCACAUACAGAGAUAGACCAUCACAGUACUCCUACAGCAGGAUUUCAAGGAAUGGAAUGAUCCAGAGCCGAUCCACUACCCUGCAUGAGACGUCAGUUGCUGAUAUUUCUGUGCAUAGACACCAUGUGUAGAUUAUUUUCUUCAAGUUUAUAUGGACAUUGCACGCUUUUUGCAUGAUUGAUGCGAAGGAUUUAAAUAUUUGACAGCAUGGCGCACAAUUUUUAACUUUGAUUCCACCGGUGAAUUUGACAUGGGAAUUUCACUUUUUUUCUGUGUUGUAAAGACAUUUGUUUUUAAAUCACAUUUAUUACCUAAGUAGCAUGCUUUCAAUUUUAUUUCAUUGCAAUGUGUUUACGACUUUUGUCACUCACUUACGACAGCACAGAUUCACAUUUAAUCAGAAACAGUGCAAAAAGAAAGUUACAAUUGGAAAGUUAACAAUUUAAUUCCAGAAUGUCAGUGACUUAUCAGCUGAAUUUGUUUGUUUUUUCAAGUGCCCUUGUCAGACUGAAAAUGUCUAAUCGUAGGAUUUAACGGUUUAAACCCGUUAUUGGAUAUCAGAUUACACAGCUACGUUUUCCGAAUUGAUAAAAUGGACAGUUUGAAAGGAUUGUUUUUCUGUGGAACGUCGAUAGAUACGAAAAUCGGGAAAUCUCCACAACCAGCUGGGAGUGUGAUAUGAUGAAAGUUAAAUGCACGU
Molecule: messenger RNA, 2341 nt
Organism: Mytilus californianus (California mussel)
Lineage: Eukaryota; Metazoa; Mollusca; Bivalvia; Mytilida; Mytilidae
Product: pyrokinin-1 receptor-like
Exons: 5
Coding region: 519-1772 (417 amino acids)
Biological process (GO): neuropeptide signaling pathway
Cellular component (GO): plasma membrane
Molecular function (GO): neuromedin U receptor activity
Source: RefSeq, a predicted model, not a curated record